Carcharodon carcharias (great white shark) is the source of this 3211-nucleotide messenger RNA. RefSeq names its product forkhead box P4 (gene foxp4). Gene Ontology annotation, biological process: regulation of transcription by RNA polymerase II. The record is from RefSeq and is a predicted model, not a curated record. Gene Ontology annotation, cellular component: nucleus. The transcript is spliced from 17 exons. Lineage: Eukaryota; Metazoa; Chordata; Chondrichthyes; Lamniformes; Lamnidae. Gene Ontology annotation, molecular function: RNA polymerase II cis-regulatory region sequence-specific DNA binding; DNA-binding transcription repressor activity, RNA polymerase II-specific. The coding region runs from base 499 to 2517 and encodes 672 amino acids.
UUACGGUGAGUGAGUGUGAGAGUCUGUAUGAGAGUGUGUGUCUGUGUAGAUGCGAUGGGAUGUCACACAGAAUCGUGGAGCUCUCUGUGUCAGUAAUUAAAGGAACGUGGUGAAUAACAGGAGGAGGGACUGAGAGCAAGGCAGAGAGAGAGAGAGAGAGGGAGAACAGAUCUCUUUUAAAAAAAAACAAUGCAAUCCAAUCGUCCCAGGAGCAUGCUGCAAAUAGUGGAAAGAAAAUAUAUAAUAUAGGAAGAAAAUUGCAUCACACACACCCCAGCACAAACAGAGAGUGUGUGUGUGUGUGAGAGAGAGAGAGACAGACAGAGAGAGAGAGGGACUUCGGCACAGAAGCUGCUGCAGGCUAUUCGAGAAAGAGUGAAUCUUUCCAUCCCUCAACAUUUUCCCAUUGAGUUCUGGAGUCCUCAUGAUUCUGGGUCAUUGAGAAGGAGAGAGAGAGAGAGAGAGCCGAACCCGCAGCUUUCACACAGGUUUUAAGCCAUGAUGGUGGAAUCUGCAUCAGAGGCAAUACGAAGCACUUCAGCCAAUCAAAAUGGAGUUAGUAGUUUAAGCAGCCAAUCAGAUGGUGGAGGGCGAGAAGGUGGUUCGAAUGGGGAUGCAAAUGGCGAAGUGAGUCCUGUGGACUUGUUGCAUCUGCAACAGCAGCAGGUUCAGGCUCUUCAAGCAGCAAGACAGCUUUUACUUCAUCAAGCAACAGGACUCAACUCUCCCAGCGCAAAUGACAAGCAACAGCAGACCGUACAGGUGCCUGUAUCCGUAGCCAUGAUGAGUCCACAGGUGAUCACCCCACAACAGAUGCAGCAAAUUCUGUCUCCACCACAGCUGCAGGCGUUACUGCAGCAGCAGCAGGCAGUCAUGUUACAGCAGCUUCAAGAGUAUUACAAGAAGCAACAGGAACAAUUACACCUUCAGCUGCUCACUCAACAACAGCAGCAACAACAACAACAACAGCAACAGCAACAGGCCAUCAAACAGUCAAAAGAGCAGCAGUUGGGGAAUAAGCAGCUUGCCUUCCAGCAGCAGUUUCUUCAAAUGCAACAGCUUCAACAACAGCACCUUCUAAACCUCCAGCGGCAGGGACUGGUGACACUGCAGCCUGGGCAGCCCACAGUACCACUACAGACACUGGCACAAGCAAUGUGUCCAGCUGACCUUCAGCAACUUUGGAAAGAAGUGACCAGUGUGCAAAGCAUGGAGGACCCUCAGAAGAGUGAAAGUCUCGACCUCUCAACCAGCAGCUCCACCUCUACCUCCUUCCUAUCCUCUAAGAGCUCACCUUCAAUAUCCCAUCAUCCUUUGUUGAAUGGGCAGAGCUCUGUUCACACUCCAAAGAGAGAAAGCUUGUCACAUGAAGAAGCCACAGGUGUUCACCCUUUGUUUGGACAUGGAGAAUGCAAGUGGCCAGGGUGUGAAGCUCUCUGUGAUGACGUGGGACAGUUUCUAAAGCACCUCAGCAAUGAACACGCGCUCGAUGAUCGCAGCACAGCCCAGUGUCGGGUUCAGAUGCAAGUUGUACAACAACUUGAAAUCCAGCUGUCAAAAGAGAGUGAACGUCUUCAAGCCAUGAUGGCUCACCUGCACAUGAGGCCAUCAGAUCCAAAGCCUUUUGCGCAGCCUCUGAAUCUGGUGUCGAAUGUCACGCUUUCCAAGAGUUCUUCAGACAUUUUCCCAGAAAGUUUACCUCACACGCCAACCUCAGCUGCCACACCUAUCACCCCUGUGAGACAGGGGCCCUCUGUCAUCAGCUCGGCAAGUUUACACAAUAUGGGAGCCAUUCGGAGAAGGCAUUCUGAUAAAUACUGCAUGCCGUUAUCUUCAGAACUUGCUCAGAAUCAUGAAUUUUACAAGAAUGCAGAUGUUCGACCUCCUUUUACAUACGCUUCCCUCAUCCGACAGGCAAUCUUGGAAGCUCCCGACAGGCAGUUAACACUCAACGAAAUUUAUAACUGGUUUACAAGAAUGUUUGCAUACUUCCGGAGAAACACGGCCACAUGGAAGAAUGCCGUGCGUCACAACCUCAGUCUUCACAAGUGUUUUGUGCGAGUGGAGAAUGUGAAAGGGGCAGUUUGGACAGUGGAUGAAGUAGAAUACCAAAAGCGGAGGCCACCAAAGAUGACCGGAAGCCCAACUUUAGUGAAGAAUGUGAUCACAGGACUUGGAUACGGAGGAGCACUUAACUCAAGCUAUCAGGCAGCUUUAGCUGAAAGCAAUAUGCAGCUGCUCAACAACCCGACCUUAAUGAACCCCUCGGCCGGUGGCUUGAUGCACGUGGGUCACGAUGACGUCAGCAGCACCGUGGAGCAAGUGAACAGCAACGGCAGCAGCAGCCCAGGGCUGUCCCCUCAACAGCACGGGCACCAAGUGCACAUCAAGGAGGAACCUGCAGAGUUGGAGGAGGACGACCCGUCUGUCUCAAUUAUCGCAACCGCCAAUGUGAAUUCGGAAAUGCAGGAUGCUAGAGAGAUGGAGGAGGAGCUAACAGCAGAGGAAUUGGAAUAACAUGGAACUCGAGCACUUCAAGUUAUUAAACAAAAAACAAACAAAAAAAAAAACAGGGUCAGACCUCAUACCUGUACAUCCAUCAUAACAGCAUCUCCUGGGUCUAACUCACCUGGACUGAGUGAUCAAAGCAAGGAGCAAGUUCUUCAAACACCGAUAGAUACUUGAAGACUCCAAUAGCAGCUUUGAUUGUCCAUUAAUAAUGGAGCCUUGGAACACAAACCAACUUGUUGGGUGUAGCUUGAAUGGCUCCAACUUAUCAAAGCAAAGCUGGUGACCAUUUUAUUAUCUUUCUUCCCAAAUGUUUUGUCACUAACACAGCGAUGAUUAUAGUCUUCUGACUGCCAGGUAGUCACACAGACCUGCAAUGUGAAUAAGUCACUUAUUCACUGAUAGGGCCCCAAACAGACUUUUUCAACCUGCUUUAAAGGUACCUCAAUUUGAAAUUUUUGUAUCCAAUGCUGUAGAUAGCUCAACAGGCACAUUGUAUUUAAGCAGAGAGUAACUGUGGAACUGUUUCUGGGGUAUCAGAUCACGCUCACUGGCCUAAACAUCUGAGGAGAUUCAAACGAAAGAGCUAUCGAGGACAGUGUUAACUUGUCUUUAAACUCCCACUGCUAUUUUAGCUUUUGUGUUUAUGUCUGGAACAGGGGAAUGGGUUGGGGAGGGGAUUGGGAUGGGAGGGAAAAGGAAA